Molecule: messenger RNA, 766 nt
Organism: Cornus florida
Lineage: Eukaryota; Viridiplantae; Streptophyta; Magnoliopsida; Cornales; Cornaceae
Product: large ribosomal subunit protein mL54-like
Exons: 2
Coding region: 162-557 (131 amino acids)
Cellular component (GO): mitochondrial large ribosomal subunit
Molecular function (GO): structural constituent of ribosome
Source: RefSeq, a predicted model, not a curated record
AGAAGCGACCAAACACGCCCCAUGAUCAUCUCACGCUCUCCAGGUCUCGCUCAGUUUAACUCUUCCAGGAGCGAAGCCGCCGUUCGAAACGAAACUUACCAUGUUCAUCUCUGUCGUUCAUUAGCUGCUGUUUUCGCCGAUCUUCACUCAGGGAUAAAGAGAUGGCAAUGAAUAGUAUCAGAUCAUUGAGAAGUAUUAUCAUCAUCAAGGAAGAAGUUAAGGUGGUGGGUCACAGAACAUUUUCCGCCGGGGGUAAAGCAAAGAAGGGUUCCAAAGGGGGUGGAGCAGCUGAUGGUACAAAGUCAACUCUGAGCAAGGAAGUAAAAUCCACUACAGUGGUUGGUGCCAAUAUCCUCAAGGAUGGAGCAGAUCCCAAAAUUUUGCCAGAUUCUGAAUACCCUGAUUGGCUGUGGCGCCUGGUGGAUAAGCGUCCUGCAUUAAGUGAGCUAAGAAGGAAAAAAAUUGAAACUCUCCCUUACGAGGAUCUCAAACGUUUUGUUAAGCUGGACAACCGAGCAAGGAUCAAAGAAAACAACUCUCUUAGAGCAAAGAAUUGAUCAAGAGUCUGUAGGAUUCAUUUUUCUUUCUUUGUAUUUCCUUUGUAGACUGAUGUUUCUGUCAAUUUUCACUUACAUGCGGAGAACUGGUGCGUGGAAUUGAAGGGGAAAACAAACAUGAUUUAUCUCAUCUUUGUUGUUACUGUAACUCUUCCCUCUUGUUUAGGUAAUAAAAUAAUUCUAAAAGUAGUUUCUUGGUAGUAGCAAAA